AUGGGGACCGUCGAUAGUGGUGCAACGCACCACAUUUGCCAUGACAAGACCAAGUUCGCAAGUUUGGCAGAGCGCAAUGAGGGCGAACUCUUGGUGGCUGAUGGCAACAAGGUGGCCAUCAAGGGUGUGGGAUCCAUCAUGGAAAGGUGGUUCUGCCCAAUGGUGAAGAGCGUGAGAUCGAGAUCAAGAACACACUAUAUGUUCCAAGUAUGA
Messenger RNA from Peronospora matthiolae, 213 nucleotides. NCBI's taxonomy places the organism in Eukaryota, Oomycota, Peronosporomycetes, Peronosporales, Peronosporaceae. The record is from the annotation of a GenBank genome assembly.